Messenger RNA from Aegilops tauschii subsp. strangulata, 300 nucleotides. Lineage: Eukaryota; Viridiplantae; Streptophyta; Magnoliopsida; Poales; Poaceae. The record is from RefSeq and is a predicted model, not a curated record.
GUUUGAACUCAUGACCUGCCACCCAACAGACUUUGGCUUUUACCUGUGCAACAAUACCAACAUACAGGGAACAAGUUGUAAUUACCAUGUUCUUUAUGAUGAGAACAAUUUCACGGCUGAUGCGCUUCAAUCCCUGACGAAGAAGCUCUGUAAUACCUAUGCUCGGUGCGUUCCAGGACUCUCCACAGUGGCACCGGCUUUUUAUGCUCAUGUAAAAGCUAGAGUCUGUACUCGCCACUACAUGGAAGGGGACGGCUCAACUGGGGAACUAAAUAUUAAACUUCUUGGUGGUGGUGACAA